Molecule: messenger RNA, 651 nt
Organism: Symbiodinium sp. CCMP2592
Lineage: Eukaryota; Dinophyceae; Suessiales; Symbiodiniaceae
Source: the annotation of a GenBank genome assembly
AUGCAAGAGCCGCCGAGUGGCCCACCGGGUCCAACCCUCUUCGUGACGGGCCUCCCGGUCGAUUGCACCAGCGACUUCUGCAAGUCCGUCUUCGGUCAGUAUGGCAUCGUGAAGGAUGCUCGGAUGCUCCCGGUUGCUCCGGGCAAAACAGCUGCGGCGGCGGUUGUGGAGAUGAACACCGCAGAUGACGCCAAGUGGAUCGUGGAGCAUGUGAAUGGCAACGUCCCGCAGAGCCUGACAACCCCCGUCACGGUGACCUUCAAGUUCAAAGGGAAGGGCUUCGGGAAGGGUUUUGACAAAGGUGGACUUGGGGGAGCUCUUGGAGGUCUGGCUGGCCUGGCGCCUGGCUUGGACUUGAGUGGGAAAGGCCAGGGCCAAGGUGCCUUGGAGGGCGCUGCAAACCCGGCAGCAGCGGCCCUGUUGCAGGUCCUGGUUCCCUUGGUGGCUGCUGUCGCAGGAGGAGGACAGAGCACAUGGUAUCCGCCCAAGCCUCCCCCAGGCGUGCAGAUUUGCAGAUACUUCGAAGCAGGAAUGGCAUGUCCCAGGCAGGGGUGCUACUUCUGGCAUGGCGAAGGGGACGCCGGCAAGGGCAAAGGCCAGGGCGAAGGUGAUGGCGCUGGCGCUGGCAAGGGCGCGAUGCUAGGCUGGUGA